ACUCGUUCGAAUUUAAUUAUUCCGAAACAGAAAUACACUUGAAACUUCAUAGAAGUACAUAAAAUCGAAACAUUAAUAACGAUCGUGUUUAAUAUCGGAUAAAUACGAGUAUUAUAUUUAAUUACGCGUUGAGCUUCAACCUCCUGAACUUUGUUUCAUUUCAAGCAUCUACGAAUAUUUUUAUGUCUCUUUUCUGUAACACAUUUUUGAGUAAUCAUGGCACACGAUAAUUAUAAUAGCUCUUUUAUGCAGACAGGAUGGAGUCCACAGGCGCGCGUGGUAUUUCUGUUUGAUCUUUGCAAAGAAAAAACCGUGGUCGCAAAAUAAAAAGGAAGAAUGGCGAACACGGCUCAUCUCGUCCGUCGGCAAAGCUCUCGCGACUUAAAGCCCCAAAAAAGCGUUGAUAAGCUCGAAAUGAAAGAAAUGAGAGGGAGAUUAGUGGUGGACAAUAGAAAGAACAUCACCACUGCCAAUUAUGGGGCCACGAACGCAGCCUUUGAGGACUCCAGUCCUAACACAAAGAACAAAACGGGAAAUGGGGGCGGGGGCAGUAAGCUCGGAAGUAAUGAAGGAAAAGCAAUUUUUCGGCCGGAAGCUGGAGAGGACGAACGGGAAAAUUGGGACAGUAAGCUUACUUUUCUACUAGCAACCGUUGGAUACGCUGUUGGACUUGGGAACGUAUGGAGAUUUCCGUAUCUCGCUCAAAAAAAUGGUGGAGGUGCAUUUUUAAUCCCGUACUUCGUAAUGCUGGCAAUCGAAGGUAUACCUAUAUUCUAUCUAGAAUUGGCGAUUGGCCAGAGAUUACGAAAGGGUGCUAUCGGUGUGUGGAAUCAGGUCUCUCCAUAUAUGGGUGGUAUCGGUAUAAGCAGCGCCGUAGUUUCCUUCAACGUAGCUCUUUAUUACAACACUAUUAUCGCUUGGUGCCUCUUUUACUUUGUUCAAGUAAGUUACUGUCCACAUUUUUUUAAUUUGUUCAAAACUAAUUUUAAUAGUAUUAACAUAUUACGUUUUCAGAGUUUCCAAUCACAGUUACCGUGGGCAGAGUGUCCCAACGUUUAUUUUCAAAAUGGAUCCUACGCACCCGAACCAGAAUGUGUGGUCAGCAGUCCUACACAGUACUUCUGGUAUCGAACGACGUUGAUGAUCUCCGAUGACAUUAAUACCCCGGAAUUAUUUAAUUGGAAGAUCGCUCUGGCAUUAGUGAUCGCAUGGAUUCUCGUUUAUAUGUGCAUGAUCAAGGGUAUCGCGUCUUCAGGGAAGGUUGUGUACGUGACUGCCACAUUUCCAUACAUCGUUCUAAUUAUUUUCUUCUUCCGUGGUGUCACUUUGAAGGGCAUGUCCGACGGUCUACGCCAUCUUUUUACUCCAAAGUGGUGGAAAUUAACCGAUCCUGUGGUCUGGUUAGAAGCGGGAACGCAGAUAUUUUUUUCUCUCGGUUUGGCGUUUGGUGGCCUAAUUGCAUUUUCAUCUUACAAUCCUGUUAACAACAACUGCUACCGAGACGCCAUUAUGGUCAGCUUGACAAAUUGUUUCACUUCGAUGUUUGCUGGAAUUGUCGUGUUCUCCAUUAUCGGUUUCAAAGCGACCAUGGUUUACGAACGUUGUUUAUCGGACAGAAAUGCCACUCUUAUGAACAUUUAUGGUCAAGUAGAUAAAAUCCCAAGUGAAAUACCUGAUACUGGAUCACUCAUAAAUAUUACAACAGGAAAUGGAACGUUAGACAAUUUAUUCAUGCCAGAAUUACCUGAAUGUGAUCUUCAGAAAGAAUUAGAUAACUCAGCAUCAGGUACAGGCUUGGCAUUUAUCAUUUUUACUGAAGCAAUCAAUCAAUUUCCGGGAGCUCAGUUCUGGUCCGUGUUAUUCUUCCUGAUGUUGUUCACAUUGGGCAUUGAUUCUCAGUUUGGUACUCUCGAAGGAGUAGUCACGAGUAUCGUAGACAUGAAAUUAUUUCCCAAUCUUCGAAAAGAAAUUCUUACAGGUGGUAUUUGUUUGGUUUGUUGCGUGAUUUCAAUGGCAUUCGCCCAUGGUGCUGGUAGCUAUGUUUUUGUACUGUUCGACAAUUUCAGUGGAAACUUUCCUCUGCUGAUUAUCGCCUUCUUCGAAUGCAUCGCAGUGUCAUACGUCUAUGGCCUGAAGAGAUUUGCUGAUGAUAUCGAACUGAUGACUGGCAACCGUCCAGGCCUUUAUUGGCUAAUCUGUUGGAAAUACCUCAGUCCGUUAGCAAUGUUGAGUAUUUUGAUUGCCUCCAUCGUGGAAAUCCUUGUUGAUGGAAGUGGGUAUCCAGCAUGGGUUGCCAGCAAAGGUAUCACGGAGAAACAUGAAUGGCCAGUGUGGGCUUUAGUUCUCAUCGGUAUUCUUAUUCUUGCAUCAGUUCUUUGGAUUCCUACAGUUGCUAUUUGCAGACUUUUUGGGAUACUCAUAAUUGAGGAUAACGAAAAAGCCUGGUUCCCAGCAGCUGAUUUAAAAGAAUUCCAUGGGAUUGUACCACAUGAAGUUACACCAGCCGAAACUUUAUUAUUCUGUAUAAGAAGUGAUGGGUCAGAAGGUCUUUGUUGUCCAACUGGUGGACCCAGUGACGACGAUGAGGAUCUCACCUAGGAAUGGUUAUCCUCGUACAUGUUGGAUUAACAUGUGUUUAAGUGGUUUAUAGACCGAAAAACAGCACUU
Molecule: messenger RNA, 2667 nt
Organism: Megachile rotundata (alfalfa leafcutting bee)
Lineage: Eukaryota; Metazoa; Arthropoda; Insecta; Hymenoptera; Megachilidae
Product: sodium-dependent neutral amino acid transporter B(0)AT3
Biological process (GO): amino acid transport; nitrogen compound transport; sodium ion transmembrane transport
Cellular component (GO): plasma membrane
Source: RefSeq, a predicted model, not a curated record